Messenger RNA from Paramecium pentaurelia, 354 nucleotides. NCBI's taxonomy places the organism in Eukaryota, Ciliophora, Oligohymenophorea, Peniculida, Parameciidae. The record is from the annotation of a GenBank genome assembly.
AUGCAGAUUAACAAAGAGUAAUUGAAUGACCAAAACCUUUAAGAUUCAAAAAAUAAAAAUUCUCAUACUCUAAUAAAUGGUAUUUGUAAAAAACUACACAAUAUUUGUACUCUAACUUACCAAAUAACAUAUCCAAAUAUAUAAGUUAAAACAAUUAAAAAGAAUCGUUUAGAUGUCAAGAAAAAGAAAAACAAUAAGACAAAAACUUCAAAAACUGAUUCUUAUACAAAUUAAUGCUUUUGUCAGACCUGUUUAGAUAUCAAACUUUUAGAAUAUCUCUCAUAGUUGAAUGUUGUUGAAAAUUUACAGCAUCAGUUAGAAAAAGUUAAGGAGUUGAUUUAUCUUUUUGAUUGA